AUGUCUCUCGAGCCCGUUAAGGUCGCAGAUAGUGAAAUGUUGGUUGAUGAGUACGAACAGUUCCAACAUGAUAGGACCGAUGAUGUCGUUGUCUCGCAAUCCGGCUCCGAGGAGCCAGACGCAGAACCCUCCGCGGAUGACUUCCCGGCUAUGAUGGCUCGCGUCCUCCCGAAAGACCCAGAUCUCGAAACCGCAGACGAAACUUGGAAUACAUGGUCAAUCAAGAACUGGCGGAAACUGGACAAGAAGGAGCAUGGGCCUAUCUUCCAGUGUGGAGGAUUCCCAUGGCGAAUUCUUUUCUUUCCUUACGGAAACCACGUCGAACAUGCUUCCUUCUACCUAGAGCACGCAUGGGGCGAAGAGGUCCCAGAGAAUUGGUACGCCUGCGUACAAUUCGCACUGGUUCUAUGGAAUCCGAACGACCCAACGAUUCAAAUAACCCACACUGCGACUCAUAGAUUCAACCAAGACGAGGGUGACUGGGGUUUCACGCGAUUCGCCGAGCUGCGCAGACUAUUCCAUCUGCAAUUUGAGGGGCGCGGUGUCCCUCUUGUUCAGAAUGACGAGGCUAAUGUUACCGCUUACGUGCGUGUUGUCAAAGAUCCCACGGGUGUUUUAUGGCACAGUUUUCAGAACUACGACUCCAAGAAAGAAACGGGCAUGGUCGGAUUGAAGAACCAGGGAGCGACGUGCUAUCUCAACUCACUUUUGCAAUCAUUAUAUUUCACGAAUGCCUUCCGAAAGGCCGUUUAUCAAAUCCCCACGGAGGAUGAGGCAUCGAGAGAAAACAGUGCAUGGACCCUGCAGAGGUUGUUCAAUAACCUCCAAACCAGCGAAUUGUCUGUUUCGACGACAGAGCUUACGGCAUCGUUUGGUUGGGAGUCGAGGCAGAUUUUCGAACAGCAAGACGUUCAAGAAUUGUCUCGAAAGCUGAUGGAGAGAUUAGAGGAGAAGAUGAAAGGAACUCCGGCAGAGAAGGCACUUCCUGAAUUGUUUGUCGGGAAAUCAAAAACAUAUAUCUCUUGCGUUAAUGUUCCAUACGAGUCAUCCCGGAUAGAAGACUUCUGGGAUAUCCAGCUCAACGUCAGAAACAACAAGACUCUUGACGACAGUUUCCGGGACUAUAUUCAGGUGGAAAGGCUAGAAGGAGACAACAAAUACGAUGCGGGCGCACCAUACGGCUUGCAAGAUGCCGAUAAGGGUGAAAUAUUCGAGAGCUUCCCUCCUGUGCUGCAUUUACACCUGAAGCGGUUUGAAUACGACAUUCACCGAGAUGCCAUGAUGAAGAUCAAUGAUCGUCAUGCAUUCCCGAUGGAGUUCGAUGCCGCUCCGUAUCUAUCAAAGGAUGCCGACAAAUCUGAGUCGUGGACCUACCAACUACACGGUGUCUUGGUCCAUAGCGGUGAUCUGAAUGCGGGUCACUACUUUGCUUUCUUGAAGCCCACUCGAGACGGAUUCUGGUACCGCUUUGACGACGACCGCGUGACCCGAGCGACAGAUAAGGAAGUCCUAGAAGAAAACUAUGGUGGCGAAUAUGAAUUACCGAACGGUGCAGUCGGAGUGAGACAGCCAUACACCCGGGGACUGUCAACCAAACGAUCGACGAAUGCGUACAUGUUGGUGUACGUCCGCAAGUCAAAACUGGAUGAAGUUCUCCUUCCCAUAACGCAGGAUGAUGUGCCGUCUCACAUUGAAAAACGGCUUGUCGAGGAGCGUGCCGACAUAGCGCGCAGGAGAAAGGAGAGAGAAGAGGCUCACUUGUACACCACGGUUUCGGUAAUAUCUGAUGAGACUUUCAGAUGUCAUCAAGGCUUUGAUCUGACUAGCUUUGACCGGCCGCUUGUUCAAGAGGCGCUUCCGAAGGAGUAUAGGAUUUUGAAGACCACGAAGGUUGGCGAAUUUGCGGAACUGAUCGCACAGGAGAAAAAGCUCAACCCACUCCAGCUUCGAUUCUGGGUCAUGGUCAAUCGCCAGAACAAGACAAUGCGCCCUGAUCAAGUCAUUAUGGACACAGGAAUGACAGUGGACGAAGCAUAUAGCAAAUAUGCCACCAAGGGCAACAUGUUCAAAGUAUGGCUGGAGGUUGCGCAACCGUCCCCCGAUGGGACAGUCUCUUUCCCGGAUCCUGCUACGCACGUGCUUGUUUUUUUGAAGAGUUUUGAUGUACCAACACAGACCCUGACUGGAGUUGGCGCGGUGUACGUGCGCAAGAACCAGAAGGUUGGAGAGCUGGCGUCUACAAUACUCGCGCUGAUGAACUGGCCAGCUGGCACGGAUCUUCUCCUUUACGAGGAGAUCAAGCCCACCAUGAUCGAUCUCAUGAAGCCCAAGCAAACGUUCCAGCAAUCGGAAAUCCAGGAUGGUGACAUUAUCACAUUCCAGAAGGUCGUCAAGGAAUCAGAAUUGCCUCCGAACGCAAUCUACCAGGAUGCCAAACAAUACUACGAUUAUCUUGUUAACCGGGUCACUAUCAAUUUCGGCCCCGUCAAGUCGGACGGAAACGACACUUUCAAUCUCGUACUUAGCAAAAAGAUGACCUAUGAUCAGAUUGCGAAGAAGGUCGGCGAGUACCUAGGUGUGGAGCAUACGCACUUGCGGUUUUCAGCGAUCAUGCAUAGUAAUGGGCGAGCCAAAGGAUACAUCAAACGGAACCCUAAUCAAAACGCCCAGACUCUGUGGAGCAUGUUAGGCGGGCAGUUGCCUGGCUAUGGUGCCAGUAUGAUCCGGCCAGACGCUAUGUACUAUGAGGUGUUGGAAACAAGCUUGAGCGAUUUCGAGUCAAAGGUCUGCCUCCGCCUGACAUGGCUUUCCGAGGGCAUCACUAAAGAGCAAACCGUGGAGGUUCUGGUGCCCCGAGAUGGGACGAUUCAAGACGUUCUCGCUGGCUUGCAGAAGAAGGCAAAUCUGGACGACGACACUAUCAGCAAAGCGCGCGUUUAUGAGGUUCAUAAUUUCAGGAUCUAUAAGGAGUUCGCGCCAGAAGCCAAAUUUGGUGGCUCCAGUGACUUUGUGUCACUGUACGCGGAAAGAGUGCCUGAUGAGGAGUUGGAGCUGGAGAGUGGCGCGCGGGUCAUCAACGCAUUCAACUUUGACAAGGAAACCAACAAGCCACACGGCGUGCCUUUCAAGUUUGUCAUGAAACCGGGUGAGAUCUUCAAAGAGACCAAGGAACGGCUCUCGAAGCGGACAGGCCUGAAGGGCAAGCGAUUAGAGAAGAUCAAGUUUGCUGUGGUUCCCCGCCAGCUUUACUCAACACCGCACUAUCUUCAAGAUGACGACAUACUGGCAGAUAUAAUUGGUGACUCCGAUGACAUGCUGGGCCUGGACCACCCGAGCAAGAAACAGAGCUUUUGGAACAAGAGCGAGUCCUUUUUCAUCAGAUAG
Messenger RNA from Aspergillus mulundensis, 3384 nucleotides. Its product is annotated as ubiquitin-specific protease UBP15. The record is from RefSeq and is a predicted model, not a curated record. Gene Ontology annotation, biological process: regulation of protein stability; protein deubiquitination. Gene Ontology annotation, molecular function: protein binding; cysteine-type endopeptidase activity; cysteine-type deubiquitinase activity. NCBI's taxonomy places the organism in Eukaryota, Fungi, Ascomycota, Eurotiomycetes, Eurotiales, Aspergillaceae. The transcript is spliced from 9 exons. Bases 1 to 3384 code for a protein of 1127 amino acids. Gene Ontology annotation, cellular component: nucleus; cytosol.